UCUACAACACGGAUCUUCCACUGACAGUAGCAGCAGCCAGCAAUGUAACGAUUCCUGUUACCCUGCAUUGCCUUGUGAUCUCCAGACAAAUACGUUAUAGCCUACUCCUCAACACCUCAAUGAUAUUCACAGCACACGGUAGGCCUAAUUCAAAGACAUGGAGGGAAGCUAUGGAUAUUCGCGGGACUAUUUUGACCGCUUUAUUCAGAGCCAGGACUCCUCUGUGGUGAACAAGUUCCAGCAGAAGUACUGGAAGACCAAACAAACACUCAUCAAAGUGACGGGCAAGAAAGAGGACGAACAUGUGGUGGCCUCGGAUGCAGACCUGGAUGGGAAACUUGAGGUGUUCCACUCAAUCCAGAGAACAUGCAUGGAGCUUCUCAAGGUGAUCGAGCAGUACCAAAGGAGAAUCUGUAUGCUGUCCCAGGAAGAGAAUGAGCUGGGUCGCUUCUUACGCUCACAAGGGUCCCAGGACAAAACCAGGGCUGGGAAGAUCAUGCAGGCCACAGGGAAAGCUCUGUGCUUCUCCUCCCAGCAGCGAAUGGCACUGCGUAGUCCACUGGGUCGCCUCUACCAGGAAGUGGAGACGUUCCGAUACCGGGCCAUCUCAGACACAUGGCUCACGGUGAACCGCAUGGAGCAGUCCAGAACAGAGUACCGCGGAGCCCUCCUGUGGAUGAAGGACGUGUCCCAGGAGCUGGACCCAGACACACAGAAACAGAUGGAGAAGUUCCGGAAGGUUCAGGCCCAGGUGCGACUGACAAAGACAGGUUUUGACAAACUGAAAAAUGACGUUUGUCAGAAAGUGGAUUUACUUGGAGCUAGUCGAUGCAACCUCCUUUCACAUGUCUUAACAACCUACCAGACCACUUUGUUGCACUCCUGGGAGAAAACAUCCCACACUAUGGCAGCCAUUCACGAGAGCUUCAAAGGCUGUCAGCCUUAUGAGUUUUCAACACUAAAGACUCUUCAGGACCCCAUGGAUCAGCUGUCCAAUCACGGAGCGAAGAAGAAAGGGAGGAAGAGAGCCAAGGUCAAGGCAAAGGAGGGGGAGGCCACCCAGACGGCAGACGACCUCCUGGUUUCGGUAGACGACGAGAAUCAUAAUGAGGACGCCUCACAAACCGCUAAAGAUUCCUGUGAAGACGUGGACCAUAGUAAAGAUGUCACAGGUUUGGAUGACCUGCUGGGCGACACGCCAGAGAAGGAUGGCAUUGCUCUGCUGAACGAGAUCCUCAACAGCACGUCCCUGGAGGAGAGCGACUUCUCCCGUGAGUGGCGCGAGGUGUUCGGCGAGGGGGAGCUGAGCGACAGCCCGUCUAAAACGGGACAGUGCCAGUCUGAAGACCCCCCCUCCUUCUUCCUGCCAUCCUUCUUGCUGGACCAGGACCAGAACAUGAACAGUCUUCAGUCUUCUGCCACAGAUUGGGCCACGGACAUUCCACAGUCUGUCUCCACAGCGGCGGAGCAGUCAUCUGGAGCCAAUCAGAACUCCUCCAGGCCCGCAGCGAGAGAAAUGCCUGAAAGCUCCAAGGACCUCUCAGCCUGGUUCAACCUCUUCGCUGAUCUGGACCCCCUCGCAAACCCAGACGCAAUUGGGAGAACAGACAAGGAACAGGAGCUGCUGAAUGCCUAGGUGCUUCCACACAACACUCUGGGUCACUACUGGUCAGUCAAACUGUUAAGGUGGCACAUGUGAACAAUAUCCCCAUCAGACAAACUUCACCCAAUCCUGCUGUUUCAAUCCUGCUAGACGUUUAGAGCCAUUGUUUGCUGUGUAAGGGUUCGGUUAAGACGAGAGGAUACAAGCGUUGUGGUCAACCAAAGGAUUAUGACUUUCUGUUGAAUGAAAUGUUGAUUGUGUUGUGUCAUGUUUGUUUCUCAGUGCCAUUUCUCCUGUUUGUGCUGAAUGGCAUGCAGGAUGUAGUCUUAAGCCAUUGCUAUUUAAAUAUAGUUGAGAAGAACUUGGUUUUGAUUCAAGUACAUUUUGUUUGUGUUCUAGAUGUACUGCAUGCCUCAUGUUAUAUUUCACAUUUGUAUUCUAUUUGGGACACUGAUUAUUACUGAAAACGGGAAAAACUUCAUAUAAUGGUUUGUGGAGUGAGAAAUUCAGGUUAUCUUGUGAAUUAUAAUGCCCCACAAAGACAGAUGUAAAUGACAUAUUUGCAAUAUGCCCUGUCUGUGAAAUGAGAUGGAUAUCCAUGUGGGACUGACACGUACUGGGCUAGCUGCAACAUUAUACUCUCUCUUACCAGGCUGCUCCUUUGAACACAAUAUAUUCCUCCAACAAUACCAGUGGGACAAAGAAAAAUACUAGCCUGACUCUCGCCAGAUCCUUGUUGUUCCGCCAUGCUCCACCAGAGGCGUUUCGCUGAGCUCAGCGAACUACAAGGAUCUGGCGAGAGUCAGGUUAGAAAAAUACAGCCAUAUGUAUAAUAUGGUUUAUGGACAAAAUAGAACAAUUUUCAAAUAGUUUAAAGCCACAUUUUUACUUUAACAAAUCUAAAUUAUUUAAGCAGUUGCUGCACUAUAUAUAUAUGCCUUACAUUUGCAAAUGGCUUGACCAAAUACGCAUUCAAUAAAUUAAACGUAUUGACUGAAAGGAUUUUAGUUCAUCAGUUUAGCAGAAGCAUAUCUAAGUGCCAUUAACAAAGCAGAUAUCUCAUGGAUGUUUUAUUUACAUUCACAAAUAACCACAGAAUUGUAUUGCUACGGUCUACAGUAUGUGCAAUACUUUCGUUUCAUAGCCAAUCAUUGUGAGACUGUGUCUGUGCAUGUCAAAGAUUGUAUGAAAUCCUUUAUGGUAAUAAAUAAAGUUAUUAAACAAUUGUGUUGCCU
Sardina pilchardus (European sardine) is the source of this 2838-nucleotide messenger RNA. RefSeq names its product islet cell autoantigen 1 (gene ica1). Gene Ontology annotation, cellular component: Golgi apparatus. Gene Ontology annotation, molecular function: protein domain specific binding. Gene Ontology annotation, biological process: regulation of transport. The coding region runs from base 158 to 1636 and encodes 492 amino acids. The transcript is spliced from 14 exons. The record is from RefSeq and is a predicted model, not a curated record. Lineage: Eukaryota; Metazoa; Chordata; Actinopteri; Clupeiformes; Clupeidae.